Molecule: messenger RNA, 1404 nt
Organism: Lolium rigidum
Lineage: Eukaryota; Viridiplantae; Streptophyta; Magnoliopsida; Poales; Poaceae
Product: LEAF RUST 10 DISEASE-RESISTANCE LOCUS RECEPTOR-LIKE PROTEIN KINASE-like 2.4
Exons: 4
Coding region: 1-1368 (455 amino acids)
Biological process (GO): protein phosphorylation
Molecular function (GO): protein kinase activity; ATP binding
Source: RefSeq, a predicted model, not a curated record
AUGACGCAAUUUGUACCUAGUUAUAUGCAUCUCCCCAUCACAUCCUGCAAUUUCUCGCUAGCAAUAUGCAUCUCCCCAUCACAUCCUGAGUACAGUACAUUUGCGUUGUUGUCAGAUGACAAGAAAUCAAACAGGAAGGUCAUCCUGAUAGUAUCGUUGUCGAUCACAUUUGGCUUGCUGCUGGCCUGCCUUGUCACCGCCUUGAAGUUCCACCGACGAAUUCGAAGCUUUAGUUAUUCCACCAUCAUGGACAGAAAAACCAUCCGUGCUGACAACGCAAACGUUGAAAAGCUGCUGAAAAAGUACGGUUCUCUGGCACCUAGGAGGUACCGGUACUGUGAGCUGAAGAAGAUAACCAACUCCUUCAAACUCAAGCUCGGCGAAGGUGGCUACGGCACGGUGUACAGUGGCACCCUGCCCGGCGACCACCGGAAGGUUGCCGUCAAGUUUCUGCACCACUCCGGGCCCAAGGGUGAGGAGUUCCUGAAUGAGGUGAUUAGCAUUGGCAGGACGUCCCACGUCAACAUCGUCAGCUUGCUCGGGUUUUGCCUUGAGGGCUCCAAGCGUGCUCUCGUCUACGAGCAAAUGCCCAACGGCUCCCUUGACAAGUACAUUUACUCCGCACCGUCAUCGACAACGCCGGCACCGGUGAAGAGCCUCGGGUGGGAGACGCUGCAGGAGAUCGCAUUGGGCGUGGCGAGGGGGCUGGAGUACCUGCACGAGGGUUGCAACACGCGGAUCAUCCACUUUGAUGUGAAGCCACACAAUGUGCUGCUGGACGAGGGGUUCCGGCCCAAGGUGGCGGACUUCGGGAUGGCCAAGCUAUGUGACCCCAAGGAGAGUAUCCUGACCAUGGCCGACGCGAGGGGCACCGUGGGGUUCAUAGCGCCAGAGGUGUUCUCCCGGGGGUUCGGGGUCGUGUCGGCAAAGUCGGACGUGUACAGCUACGGAAUGCUGCUGCUGGAGAUGGUAGGCGGACGAAGCAACGUCAAGGCCUUCGCCGCCGAGAAGGAGGCUGACCUGUUCUUCCCGCUCUGGAUCUAUGACUACAUGGUCGGGGAAGGUGGCGUGCUGGUGGAGCGGGAGGAUGAUGGAGGCGGUGGCGAGGGGGAGACGAUCGCGAGAAAGAUGGCGAUGGUCGGGCUGUGGUGCAUACAGACCGUCCCGGCGAACCGGCCGUCGAUGAGCAGGGUGCUGGAGAUGCUGGAGAGGAGCAUUCAUGAGCUCCCCAUGCCACCGAGGCCGUACCACCCGUCUUCUCCUUCUUUCUCUCCUUCGAUGUCGCACUCGCUGCCGUCCAGCUACCCGUCUUCUACCUCCGGCUUCACACAACGAUCAAGACCGCUUACACCGGAGAGCACAGUGUAAUUGAAAGAUUGUUUUGGAUAAUCAAACAAAGAAGCA